Messenger RNA from Culex pipiens pallens (northern house mosquito), 1385 nucleotides. RefSeq lists its product as uncharacterized. Bases 19 to 1356 code for a protein of 445 amino acids. The record is from RefSeq and is a predicted model, not a curated record. Lineage: Eukaryota; Metazoa; Arthropoda; Insecta; Diptera; Culicidae. The transcript has 2 exons. Gene Ontology annotation, molecular function: protein binding.
UAGCCUCAAAUCACGAUCAUGUCAACUCCCGCCAAGAACCUCAUCAACGACCUGCUCCCGAUCGAGCUUUUCGACCAGAUCUUCAGCCAUCUGACCCCCGCGCAGCAGUUUACUGCGAUGACCACGUGCACCCACUGGUUCCAGAUCCUGGGACACGACCGUUACCGACGCCGUCUUCUUCUGAAUCCAACCACUCUGACCGACGAUCUCUCCCCGGGCGAUCUCCACUGGAUGAAGCAGUUCCGGCUGAUCGCGAUCAGCGACUGUGGUCCGUUUGGGGGUUUCCCACAUCUCUUGACGGAAUUUGUGGACCAGGAGUUGCGCGAUCACGUUGAGGAUCUGCAGUUUGGUUUGGAGUGGAUCGAUUGGGAGGAUUUCCUCCGGGAUAGCCGGUGGCCGGCGUUGCGGACGUUGACGAUCGAGGCACCUCGGAUGGAGAUUCCGGACGCCGGGGAGAUGCGAUUGAUCGCGCCGAAUUUGAGGAGGAUCGAGGUGGCGGACGUGACGGAAUCGGUUGCGGAGCUGGUGCAGGGAUUUUGCGAUCAGUUGGAGGAGGUUUGCACGGUGGUGCGGUCGAUGAAUGAUUUUGAGUUUAUAUUUGGGACGAAGGUAUUUGGGAGAUUGCGGAGUGUUGCGCUGAAAACCAGCAUGUGGAAGGAUUCGGAGGUGUGGACGGAUCGCGAUCUAACGGAAGCGAAUUUGAAGAUGUUUAGCGGGUUGAGGCACUUGAAGGUGACGGAUUGGGAGGAGAAGUUUAAGCCAGUGUUGCCAACGAUUCUUGGCCAAACCACGGAGUUGGACACCUUGACCAUCAAGGGUUGUGCGAUAUCCUGUACAUCCGUAAGACAAAUAAGCAAGAUGAAGAACCUAAGAAUGCUUAACCUGUCCUGCAAGGUUGAAGAAACAGCUCCGAUAUCGCUGCCAUUGCUGCAAAAAUUGACCACGUGUUACGGGGCAGUGUUGCCAGUAGAAGUUGUGCCAAAUUUGAAUUGGAUUCAGAUCAAGAGCCUCACUUUGAGAGACACGAAGGUACUUCCCGAGACAUACUUUAAGACAAUCAGUGAGAAACUUGAAGUGUUACAGGUUGAACACGCCUUCCUUAAAGAUCUGAUGGAUCAGAUAUGUACUUUGAUCAAUUUGAAUGUGCUAAAAUUUGUUGAAAUUAAAGUGACUGAUUCUGAAAUAUCAAGGCUUCUCUCAACACUCAAGAACCUGAGAACAAUUCAAUUUGAGCACUGCCUUCUGUUCAAGGAUCGCGAUUCUACCAAGAAAGAGGACAUCCUGGAUUGGUCAAAACAGCUGAAACAUCAACACCCAAAUAUUGCCUUCGCGUUCACCAAUUGCCGAUAUUUGUAAAAUUUAGUAAACUUUUUAACGAUUUUAAU